AUGGGCAAAAAGGGGGCCAAAAAGGAGGAGAAGCAGACGAGGUCCCAAUGGGAGGGGAAGCACCCUGAGCCGAAGUCGAGAGUCGAUGAGCGGAAGGUCGUGGCGACGGUAAAGCUACUUGGCAGCCCCGAAGUCUGCAACCUACUGGAGUUCAAGCUGGACUGCAGCCCGUCCACGAAGAUCUCCUUCAUAGUAGACCGGAUUGUCGACCGCCAUGGUGGGUCCAUCAGCGACCUGUCCGUGUGCGUCAACCGCUUUCACCCUGAGGAGAUCGUUGGCCGAGACAAGACGCUGGAACAGUGCGGCGUCUUUGGAGGUGAGUGCUUGAUCUACUAUGACUUCGUUCCCAGAGCCGGCGCGCUGCUUGCGUGA
Symbiodinium natans is the source of this 372-nucleotide messenger RNA. Lineage: Eukaryota; Dinophyceae; Suessiales; Symbiodiniaceae. The record is from the annotation of a GenBank genome assembly.